Molecule: messenger RNA, 1363 nt
Organism: Pisolithus orientalis
Lineage: Eukaryota; Fungi; Basidiomycota; Agaricomycetes; Boletales; Pisolithaceae
Exons: 2
Coding region: 94-1185 (363 amino acids)
Source: RefSeq, a predicted model, not a curated record
CCUCGUCACCCUCUGUCACGACCCGCCCGUCACUCGCCUCAGCUGGAGACGCCGUAACAGCGGUCACAACCCGGAGAAGAAGGCAGGAAACAAAUGAAUGCGAUGGAUUCUGUUGUGCACCACAAUCCGUCCCAGAGCACCUUGACUACCGUGUCCUCAUCCCGCAGGCGCUCACGGGAGAAUGAGACACCUGCCCAGCGUCAAAAGAGGGAGAAAGCAGCCGAGAGGCAGCGUCGGAAGCGGGAGCGUGAUCGUCAAGUCAAUAGUCUUAAUGCUGCCAUGUCAUAUCCACACCCGCAUGCAGAACCUCAGCCUCCCCCACAACCACAACCAGACCCAUCACCAACGCAACCCUUCGCCAGUCAGGAAUUAACGCCAGAGGAAGUAGCGAAGAAGGAAAGAGUUAGGGCCGCCGCUAGGGAACGGCAACGGAAGCAUCGGAGUCUGGUCAAGCAGCGGAAAAUGAGGGAACUAGGCUUGGAGAUGACAAGUGAGAUGCUGCAGGGAAUGGAGGAGGUCCAAUUCCGGGUGAACGGCGAAAACCAGUUCCAGCAGGUCAUGCCUCACGAAAUCCCUCAUCAACAUCCCCUGAACCCACCAGACCCUUCUUUCACUCAACCACUUACAGGUGGACAAAACUUCGCAUCGACCCUUCUCCUAUCAUUUUCAUGCGCACCCCUAUUAAAGCAGCACCUGCUGCGAACCCUCUCUAUGACAAGCGAGGAAUUGGCCUCCUUGGAACCAAUCAUUGCAGAUGCUUUUGAUCAGUGGGAUCAUCAGCGACGCAUGCACUAUGUACAGCAAGCUGCUGCGAAGGCAGCUGAUGGUUCGAUGCCUGGGCCUUCUGGGCCCCCGUUUCCUAACGUCGAUAUGAACGAUCCAUCUGCCAACGCAUUCAACGAUUCUUCUCAAGCCCAUGCUAACGAGUUUCGGGCUCGGUUUCACAGACCACUAGUUGCUCCCUCCCCUUUCCGGAAUUUCAAUGCUGGAGACUCUGCUACUGCCACCACUUCCACCCCUACUUCCACGCCGGGAUCUGGGCCAUCGUCAGACCCGAUUGAUCCCCAUCUUACUGGUGUUGUCAUUGCAUCUGGUGACUCGCGACAAAAGGUCACGUUGGAUACGGACUUUGGUCAAGCCAAAGGAGAGGCGGAGGGUGUCGUUGGUCGCCUCGAGCGAUCGUAACCAGUUCACCUGGCCACAUGCCGCAUGCAUUCGUUCAUUUCUUCUCCUGAGAUUCUUCACCCUACAACCAUAGGCUAAUGUGUUUCUUGCAUGGCACGUCGUUGCUUGUAUUGUACUCUUACGUCUGUAGUACACUGGACUAAGACAUGUGUGUGGCUUGCUUCUCGAAUGGUAGUAG